Messenger RNA from Cephus cinctus (wheat stem sawfly), 5911 nucleotides. RefSeq names its product histone-lysine N-methyltransferase, H3 lysine-79 specific (gene gpp). Gene Ontology annotation, cellular component: nucleus. The record is from RefSeq and is a predicted model, not a curated record. Gene Ontology annotation, molecular function: histone H3K79 methyltransferase activity. The coding region runs from base 567 to 4580 and encodes 1337 amino acids. Gene Ontology annotation, biological process: DNA damage checkpoint signaling; regulation of transcription regulatory region DNA binding; DNA repair. The transcript has 11 exons. NCBI's taxonomy places the organism in Eukaryota, Metazoa, Arthropoda, Insecta, Hymenoptera, Cephidae.
AGUGAUAGUGAUCUUUUGAGUCAUCCUGUAGCCAAGGUAGAGCGGUACUUUCGAUAGAUGCAAUUGCGUCUGCAACCUAACGUAAAACGGUGCGCGGGACGCAUGCGCAGUGCUGAGGAUCAGGGUUGAUCAUCCGGAUGGUAGCCGUGCCAGAGCCCAAGUCAGCCCAAGUACAUACGGAUACUGGAGGAAGGCAUGACGCCAUGUUUUGAUGUCGUCAUCCCCCCCCAAAGCACUCUACUCCAUUCCACCAGUGUUUUCUGUUGUGCGGUUGUGCUCUGUGCCGUGAAGUUAUUUGGCGAGGCCUCUUCGGGCCGAUUUGCAUGCGACUCGGAUCCAGGUUGCGUUUUCCUGCGAUUGUACGCGCGGAAAGGCUAUUUUCGCGGCGUUUAAUGUGCGGGAAAGUGGCCGUGGAGCGGGGGGGGUCCGCGAGCGUCGUCUACGUGGUGGUGGUGUCCUAGUGCACGCGCGCCAACGGGCUCAGCGGAACUCCGCACGGUUACGUCACGGAACGAAGCUUUCUCGAGGUUCACCGAACGCCCUGGGGAUACUUUGCAUUGCCGAAGAUGGAACUGCGCUUGCAUUCUCCGGCUGGAGCAGAACCUAUCAUUUAUCAGUGGCCUCUCACCUCCGGAUCGGGAUCCGAUCGGCAUGACGGAGCUCUGGACGUCGUUGAAACUAUGAGAUGGGUUUGCGAAGAUUUACCAGAUUUGAAACUGCCGUUGGAAAAUAAUAUUCUUUGCAACUACGAUACCCGUGAUUACGAGAGUAUGAAAAACUUGUGUGAUAGAUUCAAUAGGGCUAUCGAUAGUUUAGUGCAAUUGGAAAAGGGUACCAGUUUGCCCUCGCAAAGGCUUAAUAAAAGACCCAGCAGAGGCUUACUGCGACAUAUAUUGCAACAGACUUAUAAUCAAGCUGUAGUAGAACCUGAUAAAUUAAAUCAGUAUGAGCCUUUCUCGCCAGAAGUUUACGGCGAAACUAGUUACGAGCUCGUUUGUCAGAUGAUCGAUCAGAUCGACGUAACGGACGACGAUGUCUUCGUCGACUUAGGUUCGGGCGUCGGUCAGGUGGUUCUGCAGAUGGCAGCGGCCACACUUUGUAAGAUAUGUAUUGGCGUCGAAAGGGCUGAUGUACCUUCCAAAUAUGCACAGAGCAUGGAAAUAAACUUUCGCAAAUGGUUGAGCUGGUACGGAAAACGAUGCGGCGAUUAUCGUUUAGUGAAGGGGGACUUCCUAGCCGACGAACAUCGAGAAAGCAUCACUGGCGCUACGAUUGUAUUUGUUAAUAAUUUUGCAUUCGGUCCGACAGUGGAUCAUCAGUUAAAGGAACGAUUUGCAGACUUGCGCGACGGCGCACGUAUCGUUUCGUCGAAGUCUUUCUGUCCACUCAAUUUUCGGAUCACUGAUAGAAAUCUCAGUGAUAUAGGUACAAUAAUGCACGUGUCGGAGAUGUCCCCGUUGAAGGGUUCCGUCUCUUGGACCGGUAAACCAGUGUCUUACUACCUCCACGUAAUUGAUCGAACCAAGCUGGAACGAUAUUUUCAUCGUUUAAAGAAUAACAAGCAAGGAGGGCUAGACAUUGAAAAUUCCGAUUCUGUGAUAAGCAACACUGCCAGCCAUAAUAGUAGGAUGUCUAAUAGAGGGGAAAGAGGUGACAGAGCAAAGAGGGAUCUUUCAAGGCAACUGGACAGUCCCAACAAUUCGGAACAGCAGGGAACUAACAGUGACUCGGAUCUUGAUGAUGGCAGUAUAAAGAACCGUCGGCAACCCACUAAAAUCCGUAGAAAACUUAAUAGAAAAGCGACUAACGGUAUCGGAGCGAGGCCUCCGGCGCGGGGCAGGCAGAGGGGCAGAGGUGUUAAAAAGUCGAAACCUAAAAAAGCCAUCAAUAUCUCUGGUUUGGAUUUACUACACAGUCAAACGUUACUUAGUACUUCGCCUCAAGCUUUAGGGAAAAAACCACCGCCAGCGCCUGGUUGUGUCGAUCAGCAACUCUCAUCACUCUCGCUGUCACUCCAACCACAUUCUACUUCUGUACACGAGGAAUUAAGUAUACCUCCUGCACCUUCUGCGACUCCUUACGCCCUGCAGAUUCUUUUGGACUUAUACAGGGACCAAUUUAUGGUUAUGCUGGAGUCUAUGAGAACACCUACGUAUAGAGUGUCAGUAAAUACAGAUAUCGCAAAAGAAAGAGAGAGAAAUUCAAGAUUGCAAUCGCGAGCAGCUCAAUUAGAGAAGCAAAUAAAAGUCUUAAUUGACGACAGCGUAGCAUUAUUAAAAGCCCGAAUGACCGAAUUGGGUAUAAAUGCAACGUCGCCAGGAGACUUGUUAGCGAAAGCCAAGGAAAUUGUUCUACGGCAUAAACAGUUGCAAGCUAAAGCAAGCAAAUUACAGGCACAAGUAUCAUCAAUGGAGGCUGAGCAGACAAGACUGACCGUCAUUAGGCAUCAAGAGCUGCAAGAAAAGUACAAUAGCCAUGCUAAUGCAAAUGGCAUUACCAAUCCACCGCAAGCACUAACACAGGAUUAUAUACUAAAAGAGAUCUCCGCCACAUUAUCGCAACGAAAACGAUUGCAUUCUCAGGUGUCUAAAUUGGAACAUGAAUUGAAUGUAUUAGAAAGAACAAGUAGUGAAAAACAGGCAGCCACUAUGGCUCAACAACAACAAAGGGAUGCGAUCAGUGCAAAACAUACACAAAAUCAACAUAUUCAGCAGCAACCUAGUGGGAAGGGGGGGUCUCGUAAAAGUAGGGAGGGUCGUUCCAGGUCUCAGGAAUGGCCAGACGUUCCGGAUAUUGGUAAGAUACAGGAGAAUAAUCCUGAAAUCUUAGCGCAAAAAAUUCUAGAAACAGGGAGGCAAAUAGAGGCUGGCCGAAUACCGAGUAGGCAAAAUUCUAACGCGUCUAAUGCAUCGAGGGCUAGGCUCCCUCAGGCAACACUUAGUUUUUCAUCCUCAUCAUCCUCUUCAUCCUCACAAUCACAAGUCAAUAGCAGGGAUUCGUCAAAUAGAGUACAAGAGCCUCCCAGAGUAGCUAAUUUUGAAGAUAGGCUAAAGAGUAUCAUUACAAGUGUGUUGAAUGAAGAUCAGCAAAAUAGGAGUAAGCAGCAGCAGCAAAUGCAGCUGCAAGUGCAACAAUUACAACAACAGCAACAACAAAUUGAGCCUGAAAGAAAGCGUGUUGCACUGCCACAAAAUGUUACUACGCCAGACUACACUCAGGUUUCACCAGCAAAGUUAGCCUUACGAAGGCAUCUGUCUCAAGAGCGUCUCUCUUCUCACUUAACGAUCUCGGACAGACCCACGUCUGACACCCGACAAUCGAGUCACGAUAAUCGAAUGGCUGCAGGAGGAGGAAAUACAGGCGAAAGUGGGAUACUGGGGACUCGCACGAUCGGUGAUCUCGUCAGUGGGGAAAUUGAGAGAACUCUUGAGAUAUCGAAUCAAUCAAUAAUAAACGCAGCGGUGGAUAUGAGCGCCAUAAUACGUCCUGAGGCUGUAUAUUCACCUAUUAGUAGACCUGCUAGUGCUGAAGGAGACGUGGGUUUGGCUACGUUAGCGCAUGUCGCCAGUUAUGCACCUACCCCUACGGCAGUGUCGACACCGACACCAACCACGGCAUCUCGUUCAUCUGUACUCUUCACCCCAGUCACACAGCCGCAGAGGUAUACACCCGUACAAUUACCACGGGCGGACAUUAAGCCUUACCACGAGUCAUACUUUGCUGACAAUCCAUCUCAACCCUCUACGCAACCUCAUCCACCGACGAGUCUACAUUCGUCGCAAACUUCGUCAAACGGUGAAUUGUUGCCAGUAGAAGGCUUGGCAGCAUCCCUUCAUGCGCGAAUACUCAACAACCACAACAGUAAUAAUAGCACUGCCAAAAGUGAUCCUUCGGUUGCCAGUAGUAGAAGAUAUCAACCAUAUCCCCGUUAUACGAGUGGGAAUAGUAGUAGUAGCAACGGUAGCAACGUAACUACGACCCAGUUGCAGUCGGUGAUGUCUGUAAAGACAGAAGCAGUCAUAUCAACGGUUAGUACGAGCGGAGCACCUUUAAGUCCUCUUGUGGAGCCACAUUCGAACACAUCCACGCCCCUGGUCGACGAGCCACAUAUGACAACGCAAAGGCAGCGCAAUGGAAACGGUGAAGACGAUGGAGAAGCUGACUGGCAGGACCGAAUCAGCUCAGGAUUCGACAGGCUAGUCGCAUUCGCUUCCACCGAAUUGGACAAGAGAAGGAGAUCCACGGAAGGGGUGAACACCAGCCCUGACAGUGGUUUAGGUUCAGAUAGCGCUGUAUUAGGCCCUCCACCGGUAGUUCCAUCCCCCGACGAAGCGAUUGGGCCUCCUAGAACACCUUCUCCGACUAGUCCACGUCCUCCGAAUCCUUCCAGUGGUACCAGCAGCAGUUCGGUACCUCUGAAGUACCAGCGUCAACCGGAUCCCGAGAGGCAUCAUUUUAAGAAAAAGUUUUUUCAUAGAGACUGGAAUAAUUCCGGCAGUACAAGUAAAUUUCGUCCUAAGGGCAAAGAUUGGGACUGGCACAAUUCGGGGCAGUGGCCUCCUAAUGGCGAGCAAUCCUAACCCAUCUCACCUUUUACGAUAUGAGCGAACGAUUACCUUGAUUUAGCGGUUCCAAAUCAUAUUAAAUGAUUGAGAAUGAGUCUUGAAGUGUACAGAUCAGCACGUAUAUGGAUGCACGUAUGCAGACGAACUUUACAUAUGAUCAUCUAGUUCACACAAGUUAGAUCAUGAUAAAUCUGUAUCUGCGAUUUUGUAAUACUACAAGGAGUAGAAUGUAUGACUAUGAAAAUACUCUUGAAGGGGGGGAGAGGGGGGGGUGUCUAGAUUUACUUAGGUGGUCCAGUCUCUUCUGGAUAUCCCCGUUAGGUUAAAGUAACGACAUAUUGACUGGGCAGCAAGAUUAAAUCUGUAUCCCUUAUCGCGAGGCUUGUAUUGGCUUUUCACGGCCUUGCGUAUGUAUAAAUUAUUUGUUAUUUGAUUUAACGUCAGAUAUAGGCGAGGGAUGCUGACCGAAUGAAUAAAUGAAUAAAAUUGCCGGUGUAGCUUAUGAUGGGAAUGUAUGUAUUCACAGUAAAGUACCAUCGAGAGUAAUGUUAAACGCUAUCGAGGUCGCGUUGGCUGAUAGUCUGUGCACCUAUGGAAACGAUGGAUAGGACGCCGGCGUCUAAUCAGCAUUAUAAAAACAUUAUGUUCUAUGUUCGUUGUGCCAUGUUCCACUGGUGUGUGGACUGACGUUGACUAAAAAAGCGAAACUACCAAACCUCUGUGUGUUCGUUGUAAAUUAUCGCUGUGAAUUUUCUACGUAGCGACAUCUCCCAUUGUUCAUGGAAGAUUUUUUACUCAAGUGUUCACUGUCGACCGUAGUGACGUUAUGGCGACAGACAACAACGUAGUCAUUUCACUGCAAGUUUCCAAUAUUUGAACUCUGGCACAAUUACACGAAUCUGUAAGGAUGCGCCGCAAAUCCAAAGAAUGAUCUCCGCGAGUACUGAAGUUUUUCUAGGUGAUGCAUCUAGACGGGCAAAUUUACGUUUUUCAAAUUUGUCAAUGAGAAUGGGUGCGAACGUGUUCGAAUUUGUGCGUGAAUGUUAAAAAAAAGUAUCUCUUAGCUAUUGCGCAACGUAAUUGUAUAAAAAGAAACGUGCUCGUUUUUCAGUCGACAAUGUAAAAAGCGCUUGAUUUGUCAUACAUAAUUGUAAUUAAUGAAUGAAUUAUUUAAUAACCCCUAUACAUCAGUACAUGAUAGUUAUUGUAAUGUAGGCACCUGCCGACUUUAGCAUGUUACAUACACUGCCGAAUCUUCUAUUAAUUAAUUUUAUUAUUAUUGAUCAUGAUUAUUAUUUAUUGUUUUUAUUGGAAUAUUUUAAUACUAAGGUUUUUGUAACAAGCAA